Molecule: messenger RNA, 2000 nt
Organism: Cajanus cajan (pigeon pea)
Lineage: Eukaryota; Viridiplantae; Streptophyta; Magnoliopsida; Fabales; Fabaceae
Product: Lung seven transmembrane receptor family protein
Biological process (GO): transport
Cellular component (GO): Golgi apparatus; membrane
Source: RefSeq, a predicted model, not a curated record
GAUGACGUGGUUGAAGCGCGCGUGAAGCAAGCGCCUGAGUCCCAUCCCUUGCAAGGAGAGUGACGUUGCAACGAUUUGGCAGUGACAUCUCUCCUUGUUCUCUCACCGCAUCCAUUUCGGCGAUCCAAUCUGAGAGACUGAGAGUGAGAGUGAGAGUGUGUCUCGGCAUGGAUUCAGCAUUUGCCAGAGCAAGAUCGAGAUCCAUGUCCUUCGCACCUUCACUCCUCAUCUACAUAUCAUUAUUAUCUUCUUUCGCACUCACAUCCUUUGCAUCCAUCCACGUAUACGAUCAUGAACCUUUCAGAGAAGUCGGCAAUGCCUACCUCCUCGCCGGCGGCAGCGAAGGCAUCGUCGCUGCAUCCGCCGCUCCCACUCCUUCAUACAUACGAUUUGAGAAUAUAACCUUUAGGAGAAGCAAAGGUGCAGCCAAGAAACUCGGUUCUGUUCCUGUACACAUAAUAAUUUUUGAGGCUGCCGAUCGUAAUGAUAUAGGUGGUUCUGCUUAUGGUGGACAAAGGGCAAUCUGUUGCACUCCUGAUUUAGCUAAGAUGGGAGUUUGUAAGCAAGGAGAGAUUAUUAGGAGACCUUCUGCAACAGACAUUAAUUGGCCAGUCAUUGUAGAUGUGCGUUUCAAAGGGAAAUACCUAAGAACUGCAAGUCUAGAUUCUAAGGAAAUUUCCAUCACAAAGACCGGAAUGUAUAAUUUGUUUUUUGUAGCUUGUGACCCCAAGCUCAAGGAUAUGGUAAUGAAUGGGAAGACAAUAUGGAAAAACCCUGAUGGGUAUUUACCAGGUAGGAUGGCACCAUUAAAGAAGUUCUAUGUAUUUAUGACACUGGCUUAUGUUUGCCUUAGCAUCGUUUGGUUUUUUCAGUACGUAAGGUUUUGGGAUGAUGUACUGCAACUUCAGCACUGUAUCACAGCUGUCAUUGCUCUUGGAUUGUUUGAGAUGGUUCUCUGGUAUUUUGAGUAUGUCAAUUUCAACAACACUGGAAUAAGACCUAUUGUGCUCACAACAUGGGUUGUCACUGUUGGGGCUAUAAGAAAAUCAAUAUCACGACUUCUUAUUCUCUCUGUUUCAAUGGGUUAUGGCGUUGUGCGACCCACUCUUGGUGGUCUUACAUCAAAGGUUCUUUUACUUGGAAUAACUUACUUUCUGGCAUCAGAAUUGCUGAAUAUUACUGAAUAUGUGGGGACCAUCAAUGAUGUAUCGGGAAGGGCAAGGCUCCUUCUAGUUCUUCCCGAUGCUUUCUUGGAUGCAUUUUUGAUAUUAUGGAUUUUUACAUCUCUGUCAAGAACACUGGAGCAGUUACAGGCAAAACGAAGUUCUGUUAAGUUAGAUAUAUACAGGAAGUUCUCAAAUGCGUUAGCAGUAACAGUGAUCUCCUCAGUUGCUUGGAUAGGAUAUGAGGUAUACUUCAAAGCUACAGAUCCUUUCAAUGAGCGCUGGCAGAGUGCUUGGAUCAUCACUGCAUUCUGGGACAUUCUGGCAUUUGCAUUACUCUGUGUUAUAUGCUAUCUCUGGGCCCCAUCCCAAAGCUCUCAAAGGUAUGCUUAUUCGGAGGAAGUGGGAGAAGAUUCUGAUGACGAAGAAGCUCAAUCUCUCACUAAGGGAAAGCAGGAAGGUCAAGGUGAACUAAGUUUAGUCCGGCAAGAGAAGAAUGUCGGACAUGAUGGAUCCUUUGAUGAAGAAGACGAUUCAGAAGAGGAUAAAAGGGAAUGAGCUCUUAUCAACUUUUGUUAACCGCACUUGCACUGUUUUUAUGGCUGGGUUUUUAAGUCUUAGGCUUGUGCCACAACCCUUCACAAGAAGUGUUGUAAAAUUUUGUUCAUUUGUACCGGAGUAGAACAGUUUUAUAUUCUUUGUUUUAGAAUACGUUAUAUUGUGUAUUGAAUUAAUGUAUGACAAGUACUGAACGCGUUGAUGAUCAAAUUUACUGUACUUGUAUCCUUCUUCCCCUCACACUUGUGGACUUCGAAAUCUCCUCGAUUGCUCGAUUAA